AUGGCCCAACCGAACGGAGACAUAGCCCAUGACAGCAUGGAUGUUGACGGCGUGUCAACUGCUUUGGAGGAUCCAACCCUUAAGGUUCUUUCAGACCCACCCCGCACGCGAGCUGCCUCCCUUCCCGCCACUCUGCGGGAGAGCGCGUACCAGGUCGGGUAUGUGUACUCGAGCAAGAUGAUGACCCACAGCUGCAUUCGCAGCCACUGCGAGCAGCCGGAGCGCAUCUCGCGUAUUUUUGACAUUCUGAAGCAGAAUGGGUGCUUGUCCGAAAUGAAGCAGCUCCCGAUCCGACGCGUCUUACGGGAAGAAGUGCUCCUCGUCCACAGCCAGUCUUUGUGGGACAAAGUCCUUGCGUUGCACUCACUCACCGACCAGGACAUAGCGGAUUCCGAGGCAUACUACAAUGACCUCUCUCUCUAUGUGCAUCCUACCACGCCUUACGCAGCACAGUUGAGCGCGGGGGGCGUCAUCGAGGCAUCUCUCGCCGUGGCCCGCGGCGAGGUCAAGAAGGCGUUUGCUAUCGUCCGACCUCCAGGUCACCAUGCUGAGCCCGAUGAGCACAUGGGCUUCUGCUUCUUCAACAACGUCUCCAUCGCUGCGAAGGUUGUGCAACUCAGAACACCCAUAAAGAAGAUCCUGAUCCUUGACUGGGAUGUCCACCACGGUAACGGCACGCAGCGCGCCUUCAAUGAUGAUCCCUCCGUACUCUACAUCUCCCUGCACCGCUACGAAGGUGGGAACUUCUACCCCAACGGCCCCUUCGGGAGUAUGACCUCAUGUGGGGAGGGACGCGGUCUUGGCUACUCUGUCAACAUCCCUUGGCCGGAGCCGGGUAUGGGGGAUGCCGACUAUAUCCUGGCUUUCCAGAAAAUUGUUAUGCCCAUUGCUCUUGAGUUCAGCCCAGACCUUGUCAUGAUCUCCGCCGGCUUUGACGCAGCAGACGGCGAUGAUCUGGGCGAAUGUCACGUCUCGCCCGCAGGAUACGCGCAUAUGACCCACAUGUUGUGCUCUCUUGCCGGGGGCAAGGUCGUGGUUGCACUAGAGGGAGGCUACUGCCUAGAUGCCAUCGCCAACUCGGCAUUGGCGGUGACUCAGGUCAUCCUAGGUGGCAUGCCCCCUCAACUAGAACCUAUGAUCGCUUCCGAGGCCGCUACCGAGACCAUCUACCAAGUUGCAAUGGAACAGAGCAAGUACUGGAAGAACCUCGAUCCCAAAGCUUGUGAGCCCAUAGAAGAGCUCGAGCCCAUUGCCAUCUCCCUCCCAGAGAUGUUGAAGUCGCAUCGUCAAGACUAUCUGUUCAGGGUUCACAGAAUGGUGGAGGUGCCGCUCAUGAACCAGGCUCUCAUCGAACGCUUCAGCGCCCAGGUCGCGUGCACGCCUGAUAUAAUGGAGAACGAAACACUGAUUGUUUUCGUCCAUGAAUUCGGUAACCUUCGCAUAGAGCUGGAAUCUGCGAUGUACUGCGACGUCCGCCAAGAGCAUUCGUAUUUGGUUGAUUGUUCUAAAGAAUUGCUCACGUGGGCGAAGAAAGAGAACUAUGCGGUCUUGGACGUGAAUGUCUUUGGGAAGCCAUAUGCUAAGACGAAGCUGAAACAUACGGACGACUACGCCGGCGCAGUUAUGGUGUACCUUUGGGACAACUACAUCCAACUCACCGAUGCACGACAAGUGAUUCUCGUUGGGCACGGCCCGGGCUGCGCUGCGCUCAUGAGCUUGGUUCAACAACGCGCAACGGGUGUCAUGAAGUCUGUGCAGGGUGUCGCGCAAGUCGUUGGAAACCACAACGUCCCAGCCACCCCACGCGACAUGGAGGGACUCCGGCAGUGGUACUAUGAUAACUCCAUUGUUAUUGUGCCUUCAAACCACCGCAUAUUCCAAAACCCAAAGACGUUCAAGAAACAUGGCUCCAUAUUCCGCAUCGCUGAGGAGAAGCCAAUCAAGCUCAUCAUCAAGGCCAUGCCCGGCAUCCAGAGCUUCAUCAAGGAGAAGCUCGGUGCUGGGGCUCGCACAAACGGCGAAGCCAAACGCUAGUCUCCCGUUUUUUCACACCUGAACUCCAACACCUAGCAGGCUCCAAGGAAGCUAUCUAAGGGAGGAGUUGGUGCGUUCGAGAAGUAGCGGGGAGAGGAUACGCAUCGCCUAGUCCCAGUAUCGCAAGGCCUAACUCGCUGUUCCUUUCCGUGGCGUUCAUGACGACGUUUCUUCCAGUCGCGCUUUGUAUUGUCAUUGCUUUCGAGCUGUUGUCCUGUCGUAUUCGCACGUAUAUCCUUGUUCUUAUCCCAUAUUCCUGCG
Molecule: messenger RNA, 2295 nt
Organism: Dichomitus squalens LYAD-421 SS1
Lineage: Eukaryota; Fungi; Basidiomycota; Agaricomycetes; Polyporales; Polyporaceae
Product: histone deacetylase complex protein
Exons: 17
Coding region: 1-2034 (677 amino acids)
Biological process (GO): chromatin organization
Cellular component (GO): histone deacetylase complex
Molecular function (GO): histone deacetylase activity
Source: RefSeq, a predicted model, not a curated record